This is a messenger RNA of Bactrocera neohumeralis, 11477 nucleotides long. RefSeq lists its product as uncharacterized. Gene Ontology annotation, molecular function: chitin binding. The record is from RefSeq and is a predicted model, not a curated record. Gene Ontology annotation, cellular component: extracellular region. Bases 49 to 11091 code for a protein of 3680 amino acids. NCBI's taxonomy places the organism in Eukaryota, Metazoa, Arthropoda, Insecta, Diptera, Tephritidae. The transcript has 15 exons.
CUUCUGUCAACGAAGUAUAUUUUGCUGAACUAAAUUUAAUAUAUAAGGAUGUUAAGAGUGAUAACGCUAGCAAUUUUUGUGCUAGCUGCAGAAGGAGGUAAUGUGAAAGAAACGCGAUGUAUCAAAGAGGUGAUAGGAAAAAGGUUAGCUCACCAAACCGAUUGUUCUAAAUUUGUGCAAUGUGUUAAUACAUCAUUCGGACGACUUCAGAAUUGUCCUAGUGGAUUAGCAUUUAAUGCUCAAGAUGAAGUAUGUGACUAUCCUUCUCGCGCUGGUUGCUCGAAAGAAAGGUCUUCCUUUUUAAAAACCACUUGCGAAUGUGACUGCAGUGUGUGUUGUCCAGAAUGUAAUUCAGAUAUCACUCCAACAGCUCCUACUGUAAGUCCAACUUCAACGCCACCACCCAGUCCGAAACCAACAUCAAGUCCAACACCACUGUUGCCAUCAUCAUCUUCAUCUACUUUUACGUCAACGCCUUGCAAUACUCCAAUCCAAUCAUCCUCGCAAACUCGUUCAAAUCAAAUUACUCCGGAACCAACGUCAAAUCCAAACCCGUCACCGACUUCUACUCAAACGCUAACAACAACAUCAACAACUUGCGAUACAUCAAAUCCAACUCAAUCAUCAUCGCAAACUCCAUCGACUCCGGAACCAACGUCAAAUCCUAAUUCAUCACCGACCCCUACUCAAACGAUAACACCAACACCAAUAGCUUGCGAUACAACAACUCCAACUCAAUCACCACCGCAAACUCCAUCGACUCUGGAACCAACAUCAAAUCCAAACCCAUCACCAACGCCAAUAGCUUGCGAUACAUCAAGUCCAACUCAAUCACCAUCGCAAACUCCAUCGACUCCGGAACCAACGUCUAAUCCAAACCCAUCACCGACCCCUGCUCAAACGAUAACACCAACACCAAUAGCUGGCGAUACAACAACUCCAACUCAAUCAUCAUCGCAAGCUCCAUCGACUCUGGAACCAACGCCAAAUCCAAACCCAUCACCAACGCCAAUAACUUGCGAUACAUCAAGUCCAACUCAAUCACCAUCGCAAACUCCAUCGACUUCGGGACGAACGUCUACUCCAAACCCAUCACCGACCCCUGCUCAAACGAUAACACCAACACCAAUAGCUUGCGAUACAACAACUCCAACUCAAUCAUCAUCGCAAACUCCAUCGACUCUGGAACCAACGUCAAAUCCAAACCCAUCACCAACGCCAAUAACUUGCGAUACAUCAAGUCCAACUCAAUCACCAUCGACUCCGGAACCAACGUCUAAUCCAAACCCAUCACCGACCCCUGCUCAAACUAUAACACCAACUUCAAAAGCUUGCGAUACAACAAGUCCAACUCAAUCACCAUCGCAAACUUCAUCGACUUUGGAACCAACGUCAAAUUCUAAUUCAUCACCAUCUCCAACUGAAACGUUAACACCAACACCAAUAGCUUGGGAUACAACAAGUCCAACUCCAUCGAGUCCGGAACCAACUUCAAAUCCUAAUUCAUCACCAUCUCCAACCGAAACAUUAACACCAACACCAAUAGCUUGCGAUACAACAACUCCAACUCCAUCGACUCCGGAACCAACGUCAAAUUCUAAUUCAUCACCAUCUCCAACCGAAACGUUAACACCAACACCAAUAGCUUGGGAUACAACAAGUCCAACUCCAUCGACUCCGGAACCAACUUCAAAUCCUAAUUCAUCACCAUCUCCAACUGAAACGUUAACACCAACACCAAUAGCUUGGGAUACAACAAGUCCAACUAAAUCGACUCCGGAACCAACUUCAAAUCCUAAUUCAUCACCAUCUCCAACUGAAACGUUAACACCAACACCAAUAGCUUGGGAUACAACAAGUCCAACUAAAUCGACUUCGGAACCAACUUCAAAUCCUAAUUCAUCUCCAUCUCCAACUGAAAUGUUAACACCAACACCAAUAGAUUGGGAUACAACAAGUCCAACUCCAUCGACUCCGGAACCAACUUCAAAUCCUAAUUCAUCACCAUCUCCAACCGAAACGUUAACACCAACACCAAUAGCUUGGGAUACAACAAGUCCAACUCCAUCGACUCCGGAACCAACUUCAAAUCCUAAUUCAUCACCAUCUCCAACUGAAACGUUAACACCAACACCAAUAGCUUGGGAUACAACAAGUCCAACUCCAUCGACUCCGGAACCAACGUCAAAUUCUAAUUCAUCACCAUCUCCAACCGAAACGUUAACACCAACACCAAUAGCUUGGGAUACAACAAGUCCAACUCCAUCGACUCCGGAACCAACUUCAAAUCCUAAUUCAUCACCAUCUCCAACUGAAACGUUAACACCAACACCAAUAGCUUGGGAUACAACAAGUCCAACUAAAUCGACUUCGGAACCAACUUCAAAUCCUAAUUCAUCUCCAUCUCCAACUGAAACGUUAACACCAACACCAAUAGAUUGGGAUACAACAAGUCCAACUCCAUCGACUCCGGAACCAACUUCAAAUCCUAAUUCAUCACCAUCUCCAACUGAAACGUUAACACCUACACCAAUAGAUUGGGAUACAACAACACAAACUCAGACAACGAUAGCCACAACUGACGGUACCUUCACAAUACCUGGACCCACACAAGACACUCCUGAUUGUGAUCCAUUGUGUUGUAAUGUAAAAGAUGGUUCCACUAGUAUUUUGGAGGGAAAUUGUCAAAAAUUCGUGGUUUGUGUUGGUGGCAAGGAAAAUAUUUUUACUUGCUCCAAUAAUUUGCUGUUUAAUUCCGUAACUGGCGAAUGCGAUUAUCCAGGAAAUGUAAAUUGUCCCUGGCCUCAAAAUCCACCAAGUGGUCCGUCGGCGGGACCAUCUGGAACUCAUUGUGCAACUGGUGGUCGGUGCGUUGGCCAGCAGGACGGCACCUCUUUUGCUAUCGAAACUGAUGCUUGCAGCAGUGACUAUAUUGUAUGCCAGUGUGAGUGUGAAGUGCAGCGUAGUUGCCCAUCACUAUUAAUGUUCAACUAUAAUUUGGGGGUCUGUGAUUGGCCAACGAGUUUUGGAUUUACUCUUACCGCUGUGGUUUUAUUGACCACAGCUGCACUUUGUUAUGCAGCUGAUGCAGAGUGUAAGUACCGUAAGACUCGUAAGUUGGUACUUCACUGGCCGGAUCCUACUGAUUGCACUCGCUACUAUCGUUGUACGAAUAGGAGUGUAAAGAGAGAAGUGGUUUGCGCCGAAGGCAAGGUAUAUAAUUCGAAGACAGGAAAAUGCUCAAAUUACAUCGAGGGUCUUUGCAAAUUGACACUAGCCAUGCCUUUAGAUGCGAUUAUCAACGUAUGUGCUAAUGAAACCUCUGGUGUUUAUCUUGAUCAACCUGGAUACUGUCGUAAUUUCUAUAUUUGCAAUCAAAAUCAAGCUUAUCCUCAAGUUUGCGAUGCUGGAAGUCGCUUCAAUUCUACGACUAGAACAUGCAUACCAGACACUGACUCUGAAUGUUGGCAAAAUAAGUGUAUUGGUGAAAAUAAUGGCACCUAUUUGCCCAAUGAAUCUUCUUGUUCUUCAUUUUAUGUAUGUGCUGCUGGCGAAACAAUCGAACAAGAAUGCGGUAGUGGCAGCUAUUUUAAUAGUUCCAAAAGGAUUUGUUUGCCUGAUCCAGAUGGACAGUUUUGUUGGGAGAACUUAUGUGUAGGCAAAAAAGAUGGAGAGUUUGUGCAAGAUGUAAAAGAUUGCUACAGUUAUUACAUCUGUGUUUCCGCAAAACCAAUCCAGCAAUAUUGUCCAGAUGGCAGCUAUUUCAAUUCGACUGAAAACAGUUGCUUACCAGGCGAGUGUUCACCAGUUACAACCGAGUGUCCCACUACUGAGACAACAGAAUCAACGACUGAAUGCAUUAGCGAAAGCACUGAAUCCACGCCAUCAACAGAAUGUACUGAAGUUACAACAUCUGCUACUGAGACAACAGAAUCAACGACGGAAUGCCUUAGUGAAAGUACUGAAUCCGCGCCAUCAACAGAAUGUACUGAAGUUACGACACCUGCUACGGAAGCAACUUGCGAUUGUCCUGGUGGUUAUAAGGAAGGUGAAUUGAUACCGUUCCCAAACUACCCCGAGAAUUGUGAUAAAUAUUAUGAAUGUUCGAAUGGUAAACUUGAGGAGAAGGAAUGCGGUGAAGGAAAUAGCUUCAAUAGUACCUUAGGUGUUUGUGAACCCGAUGUUGACCAUAUCUGUUGGCCAGUCGUCACUACUGAAUGUUCCGAAGUUACCACAUCUGCUACGGAAGCAACUUGCGAUUGUCCUGGUGAUUAUAAGGAAGGUGAAUUGAUACCGUUCCCAAACUACCCCGAGAAUUGUGAUAAAUAUUAUGAAUGUUCGAAUGGUAAACUUGAGGAGAAGGAAUGCGGUGAAGGAAAUAGCUUCAAUAGUACCUUAGGUGUUUGUGAACCCGAUGUUGACCAUAUCUGUUGGCCAGUCGUGACUACUGAAUGUUCCGAAGUUACCACAUCUGCUACGGAAGCAACUUGCGAUUGUCCUGGUGGUUAUAAGGAAGGUGAAUUGAUACCGUUCCCAAACUACCCCGAAAAUUGUGAUAAAUAUUAUGAAUGCUCAAACGGAAAACUGGUGGAGAAGGAAUGCGGUGAAGGAAAUGGCUUCAAUAGCACCUUAGGUGUUUGUGAACCCGAUGUUGACCAUAUCUGUUGGCCAGUCGUCACUACUGAAUGUUCCGAAGUUACGACACCUGCUACGGUAGCAACUUGCGAUUGUCCUGGUGGUUAUAAGGAAGGUGAAUUGAUACCGUUCCCAAACUACCCCGAGAAUUGUGAUAAAUAUUAUGAAUGUUCGAAUGGUAAACUUGAGAAGAAGGAAUGCGGUGAAGGAAAUAGCUUCAAUAGUACCUUAGGUGUUUGUGAACCCGAUGUUGACCAUAUCUGUUGGCCAGUCGUGACUACCGAAUGUUCCGAAGUUAGCACAUCUGCUACGGAAGCAACUUGCGAUUGUCCUGGUGGUUAUAAGGAAGGUGAAUUGAUACCGUUCCCAAACUACCCCGAGAAUUGUGAUAAAUAUUAUGAAUGUUCGAAUGGUAAACUUGAGAAGAAGGAAUGCGGUGAAGGAAAUAGCUUCAAUAGUACCUUAGGUGUUUGUGAACCCGAUGUUGACCAUAUCUGUUGGCCAGUCGUGACUACUGAAUGUUCCGAAGUUACCACAUCUGCUACGGAAGCAACUUGCGAUUGUCCUGGUGGUUAUAAGGAAGGUGAAUUGAUACCGUUCCCAAACUACCCCGAAAAUUGUGAUAAAUAUUAUGAAUGCUCAAACGGAAAACUGGUGGAGAAGGAAUGCGGUGAAGGAAAUCGCUUCAAUAGUACCUUUGGUGUUUGUCAACCUGAUAUCGAAAAUGUUUGUUCACGGAUAAAUUGUGAUGCUCGAAACUAUAACGUAGUUGGACGAAGAAAUAGGCGAAGUGUGGACAGAUCUUCGAUUGACACAUUCGAUGCUCCAUUGUGUUUGGGUUUAUACACCGAGGGUGUGAUAAUAGGAGAUUCUUCAAACUGUCGGAAGUAUCAAAUUUGUGUUGAUGGUGAAAUGAUAUCCGAAGAUUGCGGCUUUGGAAAUUAUUUUAACUCAAAUACUUUAACAUGUAACAUUGAUACUCAGCAAGUUUGUAUUGGCAAUAACGAGAAUGCCAAUGAAUACCUUAGUACCAAAAAGAGUGAACAAAUAACUGAUAUCGUUUCCAGUAUUGGGGUAGAAGAUUGCAGCUGCCCGGGUGGUUACAAGGAGGGUGAAUUGUUACCAUUCCCCAACUAUCCGGAAAAUUGCGAUAAAUAUUACAUCUGUACCGACGGUAGGCUUCAAGAACGAGAGUGCGGAAAGGGAAAUUAUUUUGACAGUCGACUCGGAGUAUGUGUACCUGAUGUCGAUAAUAAAUGUUGGCCGGCAGAAACGAAUUGCACUUGUCCCGGUGGAUAUAAAGAGGGUGAAUUGUUACCAUUCCCCAACUAUCCGGAAAAUUGCGAUAAAUAUUACAUCUGUACCGACGGUACGCUUCAAGAACGGGAGUGCGGAGAGGGAAAUUAUUUUGACAGUCAACUCGGAGUAUGUGUACCUGAUGUCGAUAAUAAAUGUUGGCCGGCAGAAACGAAUUGCACUUGUCCCGGUGGAUAUAAAGAGGGUGAAUUGUUACCAUUCCCCAACUAUCCGGAAAAUUGCGAUAAAUAUUACAUCUGCACCGACGGUAGGCUUCAAGAACGGGAGUGCGGAGAGGGCAAUUAUUUUGACAGUCAUCUCGGAGUAUGUGUGCCUGAUGUCGAUAAUACUUGCUGGCCAAAUUUAUGCUAUGGUCAAAUUGACGGUACCUAUGUACCUGAUUCGACAAAUUGUACUUCAUUUUAUCUUUGCCAAGACGGUAAAGGAGAGAUAUAUAACUGUCCACCUGAGAAGUGGUUUAACCCAGUUGAUAAAAUUUGUAUGCCAGACUUUAACGCAACGUGCAUAAAUCCUUGUAAAGAUACAACAGGAAUUACAUUCUUACCCAAUCCCGAUUGUUCUAAGUAUUUUCUUUGUAAUGACUGCAAACCAUAUGUUGAGACAUGUCCCGAAGGUGGAUUUGAUAUAACCUUGAAUAAAUGUCAUGCAGAUGCUGUUUGUGAAGCUACUUUGUGUGUAGGUAAAAGUGAUGGAACAACAUACCCUUUUGUAGGCAACGACACCAAAUUCUAUUUAUGCAUGGGCGGCGUAGCUCAGAUAAGAGAAUGUAAAUCCGGACAAGUUUUCAAUAAAGAUGUGGGAGUUUGCUUGGAAGAGCCUAGCUCACAAUGUAAUCAAACCGAAUGCCAGUCCACCAACCCAGAAGAUAACGCAUUUGCACCCUUAACAAACACUGAUAACACCGCAUUCUGUUUAUGUCGAGGUGAUUCAGCGUUCCUACAUCACUGUGCAGAUAAUUACACUUUCCGAGCAGACCUCGGAAUAUGCUAUUCGAAUGCACCUUGUGAUCCGGAGUUAUGUGAUUCCUUCCCAGAAAAUACGCGCUCGCAAAAUCGUAACAAUUCACAUAGUUUCUGUUUAUGUGUCAGUAAGCAACAAGUUAUUGUUGAUUGCCCCAAUAAUCAAACAUACAAUGCAGUCACCCAAACUUGUCAAGUGCUUGAUGAAAGAUGUUCUUCUACAUUUUGCCUUACGGCUCCGGAGUAUAGUACUUUCCCAGCAUUGAAUAAUGAUACAGAUGGUUUCUGCGAAUGCGUUAGUUCUGGCACCACAUAUAAGUUGUGCGGAAACGAUAAGAAAUACAAUGCGGAAAAAGGAAUAUGUCUUCCAGAAAUUGGGGAUGAUUGCAGUAGUUCACUUUGUUCAGGGAAUGCUGGAUUGAUAUAUGGUGCUGCCAGUGAUCCUCACUCCUUCUGUUACUGUAUCAACGAUGGAUUAGCAAUUAAGCAGAAUUGCCCAAAUUCUGAGAUAUUCAAUGAGACUUUGUUUAUAUGUCAGGCGGUGGGCUGUGAUGGCGAAAUUUGUUCGACGAAUCCAUCGGGUCCGUUUCCAGCUUUAAAUGAACCAUAUGCUUUUUGUGUCUGUGGAAGUUCAGAUCCAAGCUCAGUAACUAAACACGAUUGUGCUAAUGGAACUCGUUUCGAUCCAUACUACUUAUUAUGUAAAGAGGAUCCUUGCGACAAGAACUUUUGUUCCAGUUCAUCCAAUAAUGGUAUCCCAUAUCCAGCAAAUCAUUACCAAUACGGAUAUUGCGUGUGUAAGAGUGGAAUACCCGAGUUGAUUUCUUGUUCUGACGGAAACCUGUUUAAUCCUGUUUCCAGACAGUGUGAAUCCUCAAGCACUGUGGAGUGCGAUGUAGCUCAAUGUGCUAAUACGACAUCAGAAUAUCCUUUUGCCAUUGCAGCUAAAAACGAUACACAUGGAUUUUGUUACUGCUUUUCUUCGACCGAAGUUGAAUUCUUCUUGUGUCCAGAUAAUGCUUUAUUUGACCCGAUUAGCGAGAUUUGUAAUAUAAGCUGUACAAAGAGUGCGAAAUUAUUAGAACUAAAUCAAGGAAUCUCCACCGUGAGCUGCCUGGGUACUUACGGCGAGGGGGAAUACGUCCCACAUCGUACUAACAAUCAACUGUUCUAUGUCUGCUAUAAUGCAAAGCUUCUGGAGGGUGAUUGUGGUGCAGGAAAUAUCUUCGACCAAGAUAGUCUAACUUGUCAGCCUUUGGACAAAAGGGUUAUGCACCAAAAUACAAAUAUAAUGCGCACGGGAGAGAUUCCGGAAAAUAAUAAAUGGUGUAUUGAAAACGAAAAAAGAUCCGUACUAUUCAACUGUUCGCAAUAUGAAGUAUGCUUAGAUGGUGAUUGGACUCGACUGAGCUGUCCUGAUAGAAACAUUUUCAGUCAAGAAGAGCGUGCGUGUAUUGAACUUCGCGAUGACAUGAUCUGCAUUCAUGGUCGUGUUACAAUUUUUCCAAAUUGUAGUACUUCAAUGGAGUUACAUACAGUUCCGGGAAAGGAUGCUAACUGCACUCAAUACUACCGCUGUAAUCAUGGUAAAUGGCGAUUGAAGAAUUGUCCGAAACAACAUUUUUACUCAAAGCGUUUAAACACUUGCAUACCAAGUACACACGACGAUGUUUGUACGGCUCAAAAUGAACUCAACAUUGACAAUAUGCCGGUACAGGAAUUCGAUUGUCGCCACAUGGAAGUGCGUUAUUAUGAGUCUAAUUGUGCAAUGUACCUUAUGUGUUUGGACGGUAAAUGGUGGCAUCAUUACUGCCCACUUGGUAUGUACUAUAACCGUAUAUAUAACUACUGCAUGCCCGACUUGGAUGGUCUUUGCUUAUUUACUGCUAGGCCAUCAAUUUCUGUAUAUUCAGAAGAGCAAUAUUCUAAACAACCAUGUACUUUACAAGGUGCCCUUAGACCAUCUGCUUUGGCUUGCGAUCGCUAUUAUGUAUGCCAAGGAAGUUUUUGGAAAUUGAAAAUUUGUCCGUCUCAGCAGUAUUUCAACCUUACCGAAAGUAUAUGUUUACCCGAUAUAGAAAAUGUUUGCUUGCAACUAUAUAAACCCACGUGCAGUGAGGGCGAGCGGCGCGAGUUUCCAUUUAAUUGUACGUCCUAUGAGAAAUGCAUACAUGGAGAAUGGCAAAAACAAAAUUGCAAAUUUUCUUUUAUGUUUGAUAAUAUUUUACAGCAGUGUGUGCCGAACAUAGGAGAGUGUGGUGAGAAUGGGUUGAGAAAAGUUUGCGGACCCGGAGUGGUUAAAGCUCACCCGCUGUCUGAUAAUUGUACACAAUUUUAUUAUUGUCUUGAUGGCAUUUGGAAAGAGGGUUUUUGCUUAAAAACUCAUACCUAUUCAAAGGACUUGGGCAAGUGUGUGCCACAUGCACCCCUUGAUAAAUGUCAACCCUUUAUUGUGGAACAAAAAUUAAUGACUGAUAUGAACUUAGAUUCAGGUCAACCAACAUUCGAAAAUGAUAUAAAUAGUAUCUGUCUUGGACGUGAAAAUGGCAGUGCUGUAGCACACCCAGAGAGCUGUUUACAUUUUUUCGUUUGUAUUGGAGAGGUGCCAGUCAAAGAGCAAAAAUGUAUUCCCGCAGCAUUUUUUGAUGCUACACUCGGUUAUUGUCGUCCUAAUAACGGUAGCUGUAUAAUUCCUCUUGCAGGUGUAUGUGCAAAUUCCACAGACGGCGGCAAUGUUGCACAUCCCUACGAUUGUCAGGCUUAUUAUGAAUGUUCUACUUUGAAUGGGACUGAACUACGCUAUUGCGCCGAAGGCGAGUAUUAUCACAAUACUACGGGUGAAUGUCAUAUUGAUCGAGGGGAGUGCCGUGCCAAAUUUAAAGAGCACAGCAAAUGUCAGCAUGGAAAAAGUUUAUCUCACGAACGUUAUUGUAACAUUUAUUUUGCUUGUGUACGUGGUUUGGCUAUACCUGCGGUGUGCCCAGCUGGUAAUCACUUUAACUCCACUGUUGGACAUUGUGUAUUUGAUCCUGUAAAUAACUGUGAGAAUGGUAGCUUAUCAGAAAUAACAUAUAACAUCAAAUCGGAAGACAUAUGUAAAAAUUUAAGUGAUGGCAAUCACUUGCCUGACAUGAUAGAUUGCACGAAAUAUUACGUGUGUUUAGCUGGAAUGGAAUUAAGGAAACAAUGUCCGUCGGGUGCAUACUUUGAUACUGAUCAACAGCUUUGUGUACCUGAUGAUGGUUCCUGCCCAUAUGUCGUCAAAACAGAAUCAAACUUAUUGAUUGCUCCACCAGAGCCUUCCGUAUGUGAAGGAAAGCAUGGAGAUAUGAUGCCUGAUCUUCUCAACUGUAAUGAGUUUUAUGUUUGCAUUAAUGGAAAGUUACGACACGAAAGAUGUUAUACGAACUAUUACUUUAACUCAUCGCUACUGCAAUGUCAAUCGUACACGCAAGCUAUUGGCAAUACAACAGAAGCUAAUGCUGUCAGUGUAGAUGCACAUCAAUUAAAAUUAACACAGACACAAUGUAAACACAAGCCCUCAAAUUAUACUGAACUCUGCUUACAAAUGCCAAAGGGAUCUUCCAUUGCAGAACCAGGUGAUUGUCGACGGUACGUAAGUUGUAACGACGUCGACGGUCCUGUCUCUCAACGUUGUCGCAAUGGUGAGAGCUAUGAUAGCUUGCUCGGUUUUUGUCGACAGAACGAUGGCACAUGUUUGCUGGAAAAUGGACAACGAGUUGGUGAAUGUAAUGCUCGACACGGAGUGUUGGUAAGAGACGAAGACAACUGUCAAGCAUAUUUUGUGUGCAUAAAUGGCCAGAAAAUCCCUGGCAGUUGCAAUAAAAACGAAUAUUUCGAUAAAAUUCAGACGUCUUGUCUUCCCAAUGAGAAUAAUCAGUGUGACAAAGCUUUAAACCAAGCUUACGCGAUGAAAACAGCGGUGUCAUGCCUUGGUCUCGGCGAUUCCAUACUUUAUCCAUAUACGCUGGACAACUGCCGUUCGUACUUUCAAUGUGUGCAAGGAAAACCAGUUGUACAUAAAUGUGCCGACGGACUAUAUUUCAACGCGUCAAUAACACGCUGCGUGAAGGAUGUGGUAAAUUGUACUAUGCCAGCAGUGGUAGCAAAGCGAGCGCUUGAAGAAAUCCAGCAUAAGGAACAUGGGAGCUCUACAUAGAUACUAUACAUUUAUACGAUAGCAAGUCAACGUCAUGGCAAUACUGACGAACAUACAUAUAAUAGCGAAAGUUGCUUGUGAUACUAGAGGUCAUAUUAUUUGCAAACUUUCAUAAACGAAAUUGCGUAUGUAACUAUAUAUGUAUGUAAAACCUUCAUUUUUAGGCAUUUUUCAAGCUAAGAUAAAAAAUUUAAAAACAUUUUUACUGACAUAAUAAUAAUUACAAGAAUACAAAAAUUAAAUUGUAACAGCUUUCCUUCAGGCCACGCAUGUGUCUCAUUUAAAACAAAACACGACGCCAUUAACAAUGACAAAUUUUAACGCAAUUACAUAUGUACACAUCCUUGUAUCUAUCAUUUUUAGCAAAUAAAUAUAGGUAAAAGUAA